Messenger RNA from Neopelma chrysocephalum (saffron-crested tyrant-manakin), 857 nucleotides. It is a transcript of the gene CHCHD7, whose product is annotated as coiled-coil-helix-coiled-coil-helix domain containing 7. The coding region runs from base 147 to 401 and encodes 84 amino acids. NCBI's taxonomy places the organism in Eukaryota, Metazoa, Chordata, Aves, Passeriformes, Pipridae. The record is from RefSeq and is a predicted model, not a curated record. The transcript is spliced from 5 exons.
GGCCGGGAGCGGGGUAGGCUGCGCCCGUACUUAAGCGCGCUGCCCGAGCCGCUGACGUCUUUCGAAUUGGAGACGGGCUGUCCCCCUCCCGCCCCGCGCUCCCGCGGACACGGCCGGGGACGGAGAGGUACAAGUGUCUGUCUAGAAUGUCCAGGCAUGCACAAAAGCUUAGAGAUCACGAUAUAAAUCCAUGUGUAGCGGAAACAGAUGCCACUACAAAAUGUCUGGAUGAAAACAACUAUAAGAAGGAUAUGUGUACUGCUUAUUUUUUGAAGUACAAAAACUGCAGAAAAUUCUGGCAUGGCAUUAUGAUGCAAAGGAGAAGAAAUGGUGUGAAACCAGAGAUGCCCUCAGCAGACGAGAGAAAGAAAAUCUUGGAGUCAAUGGGGAAGCCUUACUGACUAGAAACUUGAAUUGACUGUUUUCUCUGUACAUAUGAAGAUUUACCAGCAGCAAGUUACUGUUUUAUGAACUGAACUCUACGGUUGUCAUAUCUUGGAUUAAAAUAAGAUCUUAAGUUUUGAAAUGUGUGAGCUUUCUAGGAUAGAACUUCCUGGUUUGAUUCAUACUUCCUGUCAUGGGAACUUGACCUUUUACUGGAAGACAUGAAUAUCACCACAACUUAUGUCUAGAUACUUUUGGAAGUAGAAACUAACUUGCUUUGAAAUGCUAAAUAUAAAAUUAACAGGACCUGCAGAAAGUCUGAGUAAAAAGAGGGGGUGAUGAGUGUUGCAGUGUGGUUCUAAGACUGGAGCAGGUUGAGAACCUGGUACAUGCAACGUGUUUCGUGCACCCAGCUAUUCUGCCCAACAGUAUGGAUUUACCAUGUGUGAUCUUAUCACUAUUUCCACGUGUGU